Molecule: messenger RNA, 600 nt
Organism: Penicillium diatomitis
Lineage: Eukaryota; Fungi; Ascomycota; Eurotiomycetes; Eurotiales; Aspergillaceae
Product: CCDC12/cwf18 family protein
Exons: 1
Coding region: 1-600 (199 amino acids)
Cellular component (GO): post-mRNA release spliceosomal complex; U2-type spliceosomal complex
Source: RefSeq, a predicted model, not a curated record
AUGUCUUCCUCCCACGCUUCACUAGAUGCAGCUUCCAACGAUCGCAAAGCCCGCCUGGCUAAGCUCGCUGCGUUGAAGCGCAAACAACCUGAACCCGAGGAACCAUCAAUCGCCGACCUCAACGCUGAAUCGGCAGACCGAGAGCAAGCCGCUUCUGAUGUGACGACCAAGUUUCUUUCAGGUCGUAAUUACGACGCUGAGACGCGCGGGCCAAAACUUGGCUUCGAGCAAGGGCCGCAAGAAGGCAAAGUGACGGUGGAAGCUCAAGCAGCAGAGAUUGCGGAAACUGUGAAGGAUCAAGCGCAGAAGGAUGCGGAAGCCGAUCAACCGAUCGAUCUGUUCAAGCUACAGCCGAAGAAACCGAAUUGGGAUCUCCGACGCGACCUCGACGAAAAACUCAAGAUUCUGAAUGUACGGACGGAGAACGCUAUUGCUCGACUGGUACGAGAACGGAUAGAGAGCGCGCAGCGCGCGGCUAAGGCACGGGGUUCAAAAUCCACUGGCGAAGAGGGUGAAGAGGUGGGCAUCGAGGGAGAUGCUCUAGUUGAGGGCAUUCAUAUGCGGGAGCAGGAAGUCGACAAUGACGAAGAUACGAUUUGA